GGAAGAAGUAAAGGGGGUCGAUUUCCGAUUGGAGAAACAGAUAACGAAUCUAAAUCAGCAAAGCAAGAUGGCUGAAGUCGUGGAGCUCCAGAAACUAAAGGUUGUUAACACGUUUUAUCUAAGUUUAAACCGUCUUAUACAGGUAUUAUAUUUUGGGAAGAUUAAUUAUCGUAUGUUGUUAGCUAUGUUUACUUUGUAAAUCAGGAUCUUGUAUGCUGCAGAUCCCUGGACACCUAGAGCCGCAGUUAGCUAGCAAGGUAGCUGAUGCUAACGGACAGGAAGGGAAAUAAUCCAUGCUUGCUGCACACAGGUGCACGGUGUAGCUAGCGAGGCAUUUUGAGGUUUGAUAUAGCCGAACUGACUGGUACCCAGACUACGUGGAUAACAUUCCACUCCUUGUGAUAUGCCAAAAAUGUUUAGCAUGACAGGAGUGGAAUGAUAGCUAAACAGAAUGGUACCCAGACUAAUAUCCACACUUGUUGAAUUGAUUUAGUCUGGCUUUAUCUCAGCGAGGGCCAAAGUUUGAUCCACUACUGCUGUGAAGUUCGCAACGAACGGACAGCAUCGGCGCAUGCGCGACUAUAAGUGAACGAAUGAAUGAAAUUGUACAGUAUGUUUGUUCUUGAGCAUGUUAUUGUUAGGCCUAACUUGUCUAUGUUGGGCGCAGUGUUUCCGCUGCACUGUUUGCUGUGGCGCUGUGCCACGGCAAAGGCAUUGCCGCCACGCAAAAAAAUAUGGAACAUUAACAAAUAUUUGAAGAUGCUAGGACAGUCCUCAUUUACUUUUCCUCUGCAAACAAACCGAGUAAUUACUAUAAAAAUCCGACAACGCCAUAGUAGAAUAGUUCAUCUAUUUACCGAGUCGGCUUGUUGUGUGUGCGCUAUGCGAGAGAAAUAUACCUCGUGGCGCAUUCAAGUUAUGACUGCCAUAGGGAAGGAAACAUGCAUUCUGACAAGCAGUCAAUGCACAACAAUUAUUGCAACCGCGAAAACAUCCGUUUUAAUGGCCUUUGUUAAAAAGAGGGGGAUCCCAGCUUUCCAUUCCUACUUUUAUUUAUUUCUCAACUAAAUAUGCGCGAACUGAACUAUUUUAAACCAGGAGAAGCAUAGUUAAGCAAGUUACCACUCUGCAAUUGGCAGUGAGUGCAUAGGGGAGAGUGGGGCUAAACACCGGUCAACAGGUAGGCCUACAUUAUAUUCACUGUUUAUGCAAGUUUUUUUUUCGGACAUAAAAUUCAUCAAAAGGAUAACUAGUUAAAAGAGAACAUUUGGGAUCUGGCUAAUGAUUAGCCCAAUAGGGUAAAUUCAGAUAGGCAACCCCAUGCUUCAGCUUAUUUAUUUGCAAUGUGCUUCAUCAGUUGGGCUACAGAUGAUGUUUAUUGCUAAUAGUAUACCUGAUCAUAUGGACCAUGUAUAGGCUAUUUACAUGGACCAAUAUGUAAAAAGAAAAAUAACAAUGUGUUAUUGGGCUAAUUUCUGGAGGUGGAUAUUAUAUUUUAGAUGGUGUCAGCAUACUUUUAUUUUAAUUCAUUUUUGGAGUAGCGUGUCCUUUAAAAAAGUCAUCAGAACUGAGCUUCUAAAUUGUAGGAGGGACCUCCCCCACCCCCCACAACCCCCCAAACACUGUUGGGCAGUACAAUUUCAAUUGCAAGAACUGCCAUUUAGUGGGAAUUUGCCAUCUAAAAUGUAAUCUAACCAGCAAUCCACACUUUUCUGUCCUUCCACAGCUUGCUGAGCUGAAGCAGGAGUGUGAAGCCAGGGGUCUGGACGUGAAGGGCAACAAAGUGGAACUGAUCACACGACUACAGGCUCAUCUAGAGGAGCAUGGUGAGCAUGCAAUAAUGGAUGGACUAAAUACGCAUGGGGUCAGGUUCCCAGACACAGAUAAAACCUAGUGCUGGCCUAAAUAUAUUCUCCAUUUAGCAUAUUUUUAGGUCCUGAAGUAAGGGCUAGGCUUCACCUGUCAGGUAAACUGGCCCAUGGAGUGGAAAGUGUGAACUUGCUGACAUCUAGCCCCAACCCCUUGACACUCUAAAAGGUGUGAGCAAUAUGGCAAGAAUUCCACCCAGUCUAUGAAAAGGGUGCUUAAAUCUAUGAUUUUUUUCCUAAACAGAGGAUGACAUAGGCCUAAUUGAAGAUGAUGUGCUGGGAGAAGAGCCAGAGGUAAGCCUGGUUUUAAAACGGUAUGGCUGCAAUGGCACUUCAUGUAUGGAUUAGGUGACUUCCACCAUGUCCAGUAUGACUUUCAUCAUAUACAGUAUAAAGUCACUUUGUACAUGCUACAAUUGCUUGGGUGAAAUAUCUGACAUGAAAAUAAAUGUAUAAUCGUAGGAGCAUUUCUUGAUGAUGCUUUGUGCAUUUGACAUGUAGGACCUCUCAAAAGAGGAGGAUGCCGUCACUGGGGAUAACGAUGAGAAACCAGUAGCAGUGUCUGAGGAGUACGUUUUUCAUUUUAUGUUGACACUCAUUGAAGAGGGACAUUUUCUUUUCAUGAUCUGAUGCCCCUAAUUAUUGAAAUGUUAAUCAAUGUGAUUUGAAUGUUUUACAGGACGUCUGAAAAGAAAGUGGUAAAAAUCAAACCUCCAGUGUCUGUGGAUGAGGUAAUACGAUGCUUGUUGCACUCUUUCACCAGUCAUGACAGGUCUUCGAUGCAAUGAUGGUGUGCUAACCUUAUCGUGAACAUCUUUUUAAUCCCGUAUUCCCAGAGGUUACAGAAAAGAGCAGACCGCUUCAAUGUCCCUGCAUCAGCUGACAGCAAGAAGGCCAUACGUGCUGCCAGGUCAGUACCCCACAAGUACCCAACCAUUCUUCUAAAUUAUAGAAUAACUAUCCCCUGCACUAUUAAUUGACUAUUGAUUGGGCAUAUCUAUGAAACUAUAUAUUAAAGUUUAUUAAAUAUGUCUUGUGUUCAGGUUUGGUUUGCCCGCUGCUGCACCUCCAACUUCCACCACGGGUCAGUCUCAAUCUUCCAGUCAUUUACAGUUCUCAUGUUGUGUGGUUUUAAUGUUAUUUUUCCAAGAACCAUAACCUGCAGUAAGUUUACUAAAAAAGGUUGAACAACAUAAUUUAUGACAAGUAAUGGUAGGAAAACAAUACAAUGUUUUCUCCUGCAUUGGCUCUCUGGUUUUAAUCAGUGUUUUUUUUCCUCUUUUCUUUCUAUCAUAGGUGUUACUGUGAAUAAAUCCACUGCAAGUAAUCCACAUAUCUGUGUGAUAAGCAGUCACCUCUCCUCAUUUAAUUAAUGUGACCAUUAGUGACUCAGACGAUUUCAUGAAAUAUUUCUCUCACUCUGUGUUCUGUGUAGCCGGUCAGCGUUGAACAGCUAAAAAAGCGAGCUGAACGAUUUGGCGGGAACGUUUCUUCAGUCUCCAAGAAGGUGAGCUCGUAGGGAAAGGCCAGCUUCUAGAUUAGACUACAAGGCAUCCUAAAAGUUGAAAGAAAUGCUGAAUUGAAACCUAGUGAUUAUACUUCAGCAUUUCUGAUUAGGCUAAGCCACCUCCAUGUUACAGAUUUAAGACCAUAUUUGUGUGUUCCAGGUUGAGGAAGAUGAAAAGCUGAAGAAGCGGAAAGAAAGAUUUGGGAUCCUCACUGCUGCUGCAGCUGUCGCACCUGACGUUGAGGUAUGUUUUCAGAUUCUGUUUAUUAUCGAAUCGAUACAGGUAUAUAUUACAGGUAUAUCUUUCCUAUUUUAUACCAUAAAGAGAGAGUAAACAUUUAUGAUUUCAUAUUUUUCCGCAGGCAAAGAAACAGAAGCGUUCUGAACGAUUUGGAAAUGUGACAGUAUAAAUUGGGGUAUUUUUAAGCGCUGAUUUAUGCUUUUUUAUUUUGUGUUGCAAACAGAAUUGAAAUGUACUGUAUAUAGCUUGUCAGUUGUAUUACAUUUGGUCAUUAAAGUAGUUUUCAAUUCUU
Messenger RNA from Coregonus sp. 'balchen', 3908 nucleotides. Lineage: Eukaryota; Metazoa; Chordata; Actinopteri; Salmoniformes; Salmonidae. The record is from the annotation of a GenBank genome assembly.